This is a messenger RNA of Aegilops tauschii subsp. strangulata, 537 nucleotides long. NCBI's taxonomy places the organism in Eukaryota, Viridiplantae, Streptophyta, Magnoliopsida, Poales, Poaceae. The record is from RefSeq and is a predicted model, not a curated record.
AUGGUCAGGCGCAGGGGGCAGGGGCCGACCGGCAACGGGGCGGCUCCGGCGGACGGCGGCACCAGUGCCGGCGGGACGAGCGGGGCGGGCGCUGCAGGCAAGCAGCGGUGGCAUCACGACCUGGAGCGAGCGGUGCGUAGCAAGGCGGAUGGGAGCAGGCAGGAGGGCGCAUGCAGGGAGCAGCUACGCGGCGGGGAGCGGCCUAGGCGCGGUCCCGGCGGAGCGGCACGGCGGCAUGGGCGAGGAGGGGCGUGGAGCGCGGCGCACAUCGGUUGUGUGAAUAGAGGCGAGGCGAAGCAGCAGCAACACAACAGCGGCCGCACGCAGCAGCAGCCGAGCAGCAACACCAGCGCAGCAGCAGUAAAGGCGGGCGCAGCCAGCGGGCGCGCGAGUGCUCGAGCGGGCGGCUCGAGGCGCGGCCAAGGGAGAGGCAAGGCGUGCGCGGGGACCAACGGGCGCGGGGCUACAGGCAGUCAGGGGGAUGCGGUCGUGAGCGCGCGAACCCGAAGCUCCGGCCAUGGUGCGGUGAGCUGCUAG